GUAAAUAUUGUUUCUAAACAUUUGUCCUUUUUUUAAUGUAUAUUUUAUUUAUUUUAGAUACAUUUUCAACUUGCAAUCGAGAAAGGAUAAACAAAAUUUGAAAAAUAUUACGAGUUGAAUGCCUGCUGCUAUAAUUGGAUGGUAUUAUUUAUUGUUAAUAAUCAGUGUGUGUGUUGCCUUCGUCUUAAAUUAAGCUUCCUUUUCUCUUAUUUUUUUGAUGGAUUUUCGUACUGCUAUUUCAAGAUUUUCUUAAAUGCCUACUGUAUUUUAAUUGUCUUAGGUGUUCUUUAGGGAUUUAUGUUAAAGAAUUUGACUUCUUGAUUGACAUUCAACAAUGUAAUUGAUAUUCUUUUGCUUUAGUGGUUUAUUAUGUUCAAGAAUUUACAAUGGUGGAAUCUAGUUCCAUCUUGCAUAUGGUGGUCAAUUUGGAAGGAAAGAAACAAUAGGUGCUUUAAGAAUAUUACUAACCCAAUGCAGAAAGUUAAAGAAAACUGCAUUAAUACUCUAUAUUUUUGGUGUAAAGAAGAGGGUAUAUAUGAAGUAGAUCAGUUAGUAGAUUUCCUAUGCUCUUUGUAAUCAUGACUACUUUGCCUUGGAAUUUUUUUGUUUGGUUGCCAGCAUACCCUCAUUGCUGAUGAAUACAACUUUACCAUUCUCAAAAAAAAAGAAUUUACAAUGUCUAUGUGAAUUUUCCACUUUGAUGGUUGUUUUCUUCUUUGGCAAUGCCUAUGCCUAAUUCUAGUGCUAAUAUGCAAGAGGUGUUUCAGGGGUACUAUUUCCAGUGCUUUUACAACCAACCAGUUUUAAGGAAGCAAAUGCGCUCCAGUGAGGAUGACCUGUUUUGCACACGUGCUUCUCCUUCUCUGUUGCCACUAUUGUUCAGUGGGUUAGGGAUUCAUCUGAGUUCCCUUAACAAAUUGAAUGCAAGUGAUGGUUCAUUCAAGCUCUCAGGAUACAUCUCAGGUCCCGAUGUUUACACGGUGAAGGUAUACAGGCCCAAAUUGAUGGAUAAGAGAUGUGAAGAGAAUCUUAAGAAUUAGUUGAUACCAUGAGC
Messenger RNA from Solanum stenotomum, 1054 nucleotides. RefSeq names its product auxin-responsive protein SAUR21-like. The record is from RefSeq and is a predicted model, not a curated record. Gene Ontology annotation, biological process: response to auxin. Bases 723 to 1040 code for a protein of 105 amino acids. NCBI's taxonomy places the organism in Eukaryota, Viridiplantae, Streptophyta, Magnoliopsida, Solanales, Solanaceae. The transcript has 2 exons.